Molecule: messenger RNA, 3058 nt
Organism: Panicum virgatum (switchgrass)
Lineage: Eukaryota; Viridiplantae; Streptophyta; Magnoliopsida; Poales; Poaceae
Product: protein FAR1-RELATED SEQUENCE 5-like
Exons: 4
Coding region: 657-2690 (677 amino acids)
Biological process (GO): regulation of DNA-templated transcription
Molecular function (GO): zinc ion binding
Source: RefSeq, a predicted model, not a curated record
CCUCUGCAAUCGGUCUACCCGUGCAAUCGUGCAAUCGUGGCAUAUGAACCAUCCGAUCUCAAUCCAACGGUCGCUGUUAUUUUGCACUUAAACCCCCCACCUCAUCAGCAAUAUUCUCUUUGAAUACUUGCUAAACACCCCCUCAAUGAUAUUGAAUCGUUAAACCGUAACCCCAGGUAUCGCUGCAGUACGUGAAGCGACUCUUCGUCUUCGAAUCCCGUCGAGCGGAGCCACCGACGCCGCCCUACCCGCUUGCGCCGCCACCAUGGGUUGGGAGAUCGACGGCGUCACGCUAGAGCAGAGAGAGGCCGUUCAGCCUCCGCCGCCGCUGGGAGAGGCCGCCGCCGCCGCUGGGCUCAUCGACGACCUGCAAUCUCGAGGCGUAGCAGUCGGGUCUGGAGCUUUUGUGGCCCUCGGUCUCUCUUGUUACCUGGGCGUUUUGUGAUUGGAGUGGAGGAUAUCGGGGUGGCAGCAGGCAGCAGGCAGUUAGUGCGAUCAUUUGGGACCAAUCCGCCAAAAUUGUAGGAGCAUUGACAUUUGACCAAGAGAACUGUGAUUGGUUGCUGCUGCCUGCUCCAACACCGCCAAAAUCACCAUCAUUGACAGAUGAAACUUCCAGUACACCAAAGAAUGCAUCAAUAAAGCCAUAUGUUGGAAUGCCUUUUGAGAACAUUCAUGCUGCAGAGAAGUUCUACAAAGAAUAUGCACAUGAUAUUGGUUUCGCAGUUCGUGUUGGGCAACAGAGAAAGGAUAAUGAUAUUGUUCUUUGGAAGCGGUUCAUGUGCUCAAGGCAAGGAUUUAGGGACAAUAAAGAUAAUGCAGUCAAUGCUCCUCCAUCUGAAGGUAAAAAGAAGCGUAACUUUGCUGAAACAAGAUGUGGUUGUGAUGCAUACAUCUAUGUGAAGUUGGAUGCUGAUAAUAGAUACACUAUACAGUCAAUGGUUGAUGAGCACAAUCAUGGUCUUGUCUCACCAGAUAAGCGUCAUUUGCUCAGAUCAAAUCGUUCAGUAAGUGAACGUGCAAAAAACACCCUUUUCAACUGUCACAAAGCAAGCAUGGGUACCUCACAGCCAUAUAGGCUACUUCAUGUUAGCGAGGGAGGAUUUGAUAAUGUUGGAUGCACCUUGAGGGACUUGCAAAACUACUAUCGUGACCUUAGGAAAAAGAUUACAAAUGCAGAUGCUGAGAUGUUUGUUGCACAGUUAGAGAGGAAGAAGAAAAUCAAUCCAGAUUUUUUCUAUGAUUUCGCUGUGGAUGAACAAGGCCGGUUGGUGCAUGUUUUUUGGGCUGAUGCUGUGAGUAGAAAGAACUAUUCUCACUUUUGUGAUGUGAUUUCCUUUGAUUCUACAUACAGCACGAACCAAUAUAAUAUGAUCUUUGCACCUUUUACUGGAGUCAAUCAUCAUUUGCAAAAUAUAUUUAUUGCUGGUGCUUUUUUAGCAAAUGAGAAAGUUGAAUCAUAUGAAUGGUUAUUCAAGACAUUCCUAGUUGCGAUGGGAGGGGUAGCACCACGUCUUAUCAUAACUGAUGAAGCUGCUAGCAUUAGAGCUGCAAUUGCAAAAAUUUUCCCAGACUCAGUUCACAGGUUAUGCAUGUGGCAUAUCAUGGAAAAGUUUCCAGAGAAGGUUGGUGGUUAUUCUUCUGUUAAUGAUGAAAAUUCUGAUUUCUGGCCAAGGCUUAAUGCAUGUGUUUGGGGUUCAGAAACAGGUGAAGAAUUUGAGUCAGAUUGGAAUUCUUUAAUGUCUGAGUAUGGUUUGGAUGGGAAUGAAUGGAUACAGAAUAGAUAUCGAAUCCGUGAAGAGUGGAUUCCAGCAUACUAUAUGGAUGUACCUCUAGCAGGUGUCCUUAGAACCACAUCCAGGUCCGAGAGUGCAAAUGGAUUUUUUAGCCAUUUUAUUCACCGCAAACUAUCAUUUGUUGAAUUUUGGCUGAGAUUUGAGACAGCUUUAGAAUGGCAACGGCAGGAGGAGUUGAAGGCAGACAACAAAAGUAUUCAUAGUGCUCCACAGUUGAAAACAUCUUGGCCUAUGGAAAAACAGGGUAGUGUACUAUACACACAUGAGGUGUUCUUAUCCUUUCAGAAAGAGGUUGUUGCUGCUAGAGAUCAUUGUUGGGUUCAAAAUAUUACCCUUUCUGAUGAAAUGAAAAUUGUGACCAUAGGUGAUGGAAGAAAGAAAGAUAGAGAUAUUCAUGUAAGUAUGAUGCCAACAUGUUCUUGCAAGUUAUUUCUGUCAAGGGGGAUCCCAUGUCGCCAUAUUAUUCUGGUUUUACGUGGUGAAAAACAAGUAGAGUUACCGGUUGACUACUUUUUGCAAAGAUGGGAGAAAAGGUGCAAAAGGUAUUGGAACACAUUGGACGACAAAAUUCUAGAAUCUAAUGAUCCGGCGAUGAGGAAAAAGAUAGCAAAUGUACGCAAUAAGUUUGAAGACUUGAUAAGAAAAGCCAACAAUUCCGAGGAAGGCAUGGACUUUUUAUUGUUGGGGAUUUCUAACCUUGAGGAACCACUGGAUCAAAUGACAUCGCCUAAUAAACAGUCUAAGCAGGAUGAAUAUGAGGCAUUCAUCGGUUGCCAUAUUCCAAAUGAAGUGACAGUCCAUCCACCAACUGAUAUCUGUUCCAAGGGGAGAAGCAAAAGGAUUAAAAAAAGCAAAGAAGUCAAUGCUUGCAAAAAGAAGCGAAAGGUUCCCUAGAGCUUUAGGUCUUUAGUUUUUUUUUUCUGUAAGCUUACUGAUUUAUGUAAGCGUGGUGAUUUUGAGACGUACUGUCAGGCAGAGCACAUCAGGAGAACCGGCCGUGUGCCGCCUUCCUUUGGCUGCUGGAACUGGUGCUCGUAGGAAGCAAGCUGUGAAGCAUCUCGCUGUUACUGUCUACUAGUGAAAUGAAUAUCGAAUGUCUUGUAGAACCUUCCUUUUGGACUGAUUCAGUAGAUAUGUGACAGAAGAAGUAUGAAUCACUUGUAACUAUAUAUAUAAGAUGUGUGCCUCAUGGCGUCUGUGCUGUGCAGCUACUGUCAGUGUCUUAGAUGCCUCGAAAUCAUUGUUAAGCGAAGUUCAGAAUC